GCUCUGCCUCCCUUUCGACUACACUCCAGGAGCCUGCGAGAUCUUUUCUCCCCACAUCUCUCUCUCUCUCUUUCCCCUCUCUCAUUCCUGCGCUUACUCUCCUCUGUCACCAUCUGUCACAACUGCGUUCUCACGCCCCCUCAUUUCCCCCUUUUUUCUCCCCUCUCAUUUUCUCCCUCCCUCCCUCUCUCUCCCCUUAUGCUCUUUCUCUCCAUCAUAAUCACUAUGUCACUCCCCCUCAUUCCUUCCUCAUUCUCUCUCUCUCUCAAUCUCUCUCUCUCUCUCUCUCAACCAUUCAUUCUCUCUCUUCCUCCCUCAUCCUCGCCCCACACCUCCUCCCCUGUCGCUCCCCUCGGAACCUCUUCCGAUUGGCUGGUGGCACCGUUCCCAGGAGUAAUUGACACACCGCUUGAUCUACCUAACCCUGCGAGAGACAACAAGCGCCCCCCCCCCACUUCAGCAGAAGGAGAGCUAGAGGGGCGGGGGGACCGUCCGGCUGGGCUCCACUCAGCAAACGCUGCAAGACUGCCUGCCUUCUUACCUGCAGCAGCCCUGGAGAGACCAGGUGCAAAAGUAUCAGCAGCAGCAGCAGCAGGGACGCAGAUGUAGGAGCGCAGGGGCCUGAGCAGGGAUGCCACCUCUCCAGCAGAAGCAGAAGGAAGGGGAGAUAAUCAGAGGAAUUAACAAGAAUACUAAACAUCGUCCUGGAGAGUGAAGGCAGAUAUCCAUUCUUUUGAUACACCCCUUCCGACUGAUCCAGUGGGAUAAUCACCUCCCUCUUCUGCCAUGGACAAUUUCAACUUCACCACCACACUGGCUUCCUGGGAAGAGAAUUCAACAGCCAGCUGGGCGGCCCCUGUUUCUGGGAACCUAUCCCAAGCUUCCAGGCUCGGCCUGGAUGUCAGCGGUGUCCUCAUCCCUCUGGUUUACCUCAUUGUCUGCGUGGUGGGACUAGCCGGAAACUCCCUGGUCAUCUAUGUGGUUUUGUGCCAUUCCGUCAGCGAAUCGGUGACCAACGUCUACAUCUUCAACUUGGCGCUGGCCGAUGAGCUCUUCAUGUUCGGCCUGCCCUUCUUGGCUGCACAAAAUGCCUUAUCCUAUUGGCCUUUCGGUUCCUUCAUGUGCCGGCUAGUGAUGGCCGUGGAUGCUAUAAACCAGUUCACUAGUAUUUUCUGCCUGACCGUGAUGAGUGUGGACCGCUACCUGGCGGUAGUGCACCCGGUGAAAUCGUCAAAAUGGCGGACGGCACGUGUGGCCAAGGCGGUCAGUGCCACUGUUUGGGUGCUGUCUUCUGUGGUGGUGCUGCCUGUGGUCAUGUUUUCAGAUGUCCCCCCGGGCAUGAGCACAUGCCACAUCCAGUGGCCUGAGCCAGCUUCAGUCUGGAAAGCAGGUUUCAUUGUCUACACAGCCACUCUUGGCUUCUUUGGGCCUCUGCUGGUCAUCUGCCUAUGUUACCUGCUUAUUGUUGUCAAGGUUCGGUCGUCAGGCAGAAAGGUGAGAGCGUUGACAGCCAAGCGCAAGCGCUCCGAGCGGAGAGUCACGCGCAUGGUGGUUGCCGUUGUUGCGGUCUUUGUCCUCUGCUGGCUACCUUUCUAUGUGCUCAACAUCAUCAACGUCAUCUGGACCUUGCCUGAGGAGCCAUCUCUCUUUGGCAUCUACUUCCUUGUCGUGGUCUUGCCCUAUGCUAACAGCUGUGCCAACCCCAUAAUCUAUGGCUUCCUCUCGUACCGCUUCAAGCAGGGUUUCCGCAGGGCUCUCCUCAGACCCUCCCGCCGAGUGCAGAACCAAGAAAUCGCAGCAGCAGCAACCACGGGUGGUAAGAUGGAGGAAGAGGAAGAGGAAGACGACGAAAUGGAGGCAGAAGCAAGUGAGGUCAGCAAGAUUGCCCAAAACGGCAAUGGCAUGCAAGAGUGUGCCCCCAUCAGUGGGGCAGGGGGGAGCAGUGAACAGAAGCCACUGCCAGAGGAGCCUGGGAUCUCUGAGAAGCCUAGUGUUAUGAACAUUAGCUACUUAUAGUGACUCUUUUUCUCUCUGAAACACCCUGGCAGUGACUCAUUUGGAAUAACAAACGGAAGGAUCAUUCAUAAUGCAAGGGAUUCCUAAAAAACAGAAAGCCUGAGAGGGAUGUGGGCAGAUAAAUAUCCGCUUUCAAACAGUAAAGCAAGGCCUAACAACCAGAGUGGCAGGUAGAGCAAAGGCUUCUGGGAUUUGGGUUGGAAGUAAUGUAUUUCCUUGGCUGACAUGAUUGGUCAGCUGAGUAAGGUCAAGAGUGUCUGUGUCCUCUCCAACAUCUUACAGCUGAAAACAGGGAUUCUCAUGUUUAUGAUUCUCAGACCAAGGAUUUCUGCUAAGAAGCAAUCCCACCUUCAUCCAUGCAUUAUUGCACAUCGCUGAAGAUGUUCUGUGCUAAUAUACCCUGCAUUAAUAACUCGGCCCACCAUAACAGUUUACUUAAAAUAGGACUUUAAUCUCACCCCAACUCUGAUUGGACUUCUUGGAGCAGGAGCAGCCAAUCUGCUGCCCUACAGAUGUGGCUGGAUCCCAACUCCCAUCAGCUCCAGCCAGCAUGGACAAUGAUCAGGAAUCAUGGGAAUUGUAGUCCAGUGACAUCUGGAGGACACCACAUUGGCUAUCCUGGCUUAGAGAAUAGCUAUGACUCAACCCCAUUUGGUAAUGUUUAUUACUGUUCUGAUUCAAUGGACAUGGGAAAGUGGAAAGGAAAGAAACUUAUGCACAUGGGAAAUGGGAGAAAAAGGAAGAUCUGGGGAAGGGCCUUAGCACUUGAUUUUCAUACAGAAGGUCCCGGGUUCAGUUUGCAGCAUCUUCCAGGCAGGGCUGGGAAUGGCGCAUGCCUGGAACCCUGGGGAGCUGCUGGCAAUCAGGGCAGGUACUGAUCGAGAUGGACCUCAUGGUCUGACUCAGUAUAAGGCACCUUCCCAUGUGUUCCCACUAACAAAAUGAUGGGAGCGGGUGGCACUGUGGUCUAAACCACUGAGCCUCUUGGGCCUGCUGAUCGAAAGGUUGGCGGUUUGAAUCCACACAACAGGGUGA
Podarcis muralis (Common wall lizard) is the source of this 3051-nucleotide messenger RNA. RefSeq names its product somatostatin receptor 3 (gene SSTR3). NCBI's taxonomy places the organism in Eukaryota, Metazoa, Chordata, Lepidosauria, Squamata, Lacertidae. Gene Ontology annotation, molecular function: neuropeptide binding; somatostatin receptor activity. Gene Ontology annotation, biological process: neuropeptide signaling pathway. Gene Ontology annotation, cellular component: plasma membrane; neuron projection. The record is from RefSeq and is a predicted model, not a curated record.